AUGAGGUGGAGGCGGUGCCUGCGCGGGGACGCAGUGCUCACGCUGCUCCUGGGCACCGCCCUUGGCCUCCUGCUCUAUGUGCAGCGGGACGGGGCGGUCCCGACCACCAGGGCGCCGCGGGCUCAAGGGCUCACUCCCAGGGCCCGCAAACUCCAGGCCCCGGAAACGGGGGCCGCACCCCUGGCCUACGAAGGGGACACGCCGGAACCGCCCACGCCCACGCCCACGGGCCCCUUUGACUUCGGCCGCUACCUGCGAGCCAAGGACCAGCGGCGUUUCCCGCUGCUCAUUAACCAGCCGUCCAAGUGCCUCGGAGCUCGGCCACACCUGCUCAUCGCCGUCAAGUCGGUGGCGUCGGAUUUCGAGCGGCGCCAGGCCGUGCGCCAGACGUGGGGCGCCGAGGGUCGUGUGCAGGGGGCGCUGGUCCGCCGCGUGUUCUUGCUGGCCUUGCCCAGGGGUGCAGAUGCGGCGGCGGCGGCGAACUGGCUCUCCCUGCUGCGAGCUGAGAGCCGCGCCUACGCGGACAUUCUGCUCUGGGCCUUCGAGGACACUUUCUUCAACCUCACGCUCAAGGAGAUCCAUUUCCUGACCUGGGCCUCGUCCUACUGCCCCGACGUGAGCUUCGUCUUUAAGGGCGACGCUGAUGUGUUCGUGCAUGUCGGGAAUCUUCUGGAGUUUCUGGCGUCUCGGGACCCGGGCCAGGAUCUGCUUGCUGGUGAUGUGAUCGACCAGGCGCGGCCAAUUCGCGUGAAGAGCAGCAAGUACUAUAUCCCCGAAGCUGUGUACGGCCUGGGGGUCUACCCGGCUUAUGCAGGCGGUGGUGGCUUUGUGCUGUCAGGGGCCACAAUGCAGCGGCUGGCCCGCGCCUGUGCGCAGGUGGAGCUCUUCCCCAUCGACGAUGUCUUCCUAGGCAUGUGCCUGCAGCGCCUGAAGCUCACGCCUGAGUCUCACCCUGCUUUCCGGACCUUUGGCAUCCCCCAGCCCUCAGCAGCCCCACACCUGAGCACCUUCGACCCCUGCUUUUACCGUGAGCUGGUUGUGGUGCACGGGCUCUCAGCUGCCGACAUCUGGCUUAUGUGGCACCUACUACAUGGGCAGAAGGGCUCAGAUUGUGCGCGGCCACUGCCUGUGGCCACUGGCUCCUUCCAGUGGGGUCCCUAG
Suncus etruscus (white-toothed pygmy shrew) is the source of this 1161-nucleotide messenger RNA. It is a transcript of the gene B3GNT9, whose product is annotated as UDP-GlcNAc:betaGal beta-1,3-N-acetylglucosaminyltransferase 9. Gene Ontology annotation, cellular component: membrane. Bases 1 to 1161 code for a protein of 386 amino acids. The record is from RefSeq and is a predicted model, not a curated record. The transcript has a single exon. NCBI's taxonomy places the organism in Eukaryota, Metazoa, Chordata, Mammalia, Eulipotyphla, Soricidae. Gene Ontology annotation, molecular function: hexosyltransferase activity.